This is a messenger RNA of Exaiptasia diaphana, 897 nucleotides long. RefSeq lists its product as uncharacterized. NCBI's taxonomy places the organism in Eukaryota, Metazoa, Cnidaria, Anthozoa, Actiniaria, Aiptasiidae. The record is from RefSeq and is a predicted model, not a curated record. The coding region runs from base 31 to 897 and encodes 288 amino acids. The transcript has 5 exons.
UACUAUACUGUGUUGGAAUUAAGAGCAAACAUGAGUAACUCCGACAAUGGCAGCACGGUCCUGAUUGACGAAUUAAGGGCAUUCUUAGAAAGAAACGCGAGCAGAAGCAGCUCAGGCACAGUAGCAUCAAAUGUAGCUAGAGGUAUGCGUGGUGAUACCGCACUAAGUUCAAAUAUCAACCGCGUAUUUGGAAGCUCUUCCAACUCUUCCAGCUCUCAACGACCAAUCCUGCCUUCCGCAACAGCACCAACGGCACGCUAUGCGCCAUACCGUCCGAGGUCCACGAGGAACAAAGGUAAAAAGGUCAAAACGUACCACAUAAAACUUGCAGUAGUGGAUUUAAUCAACGAAGUUCAAGAAAGAGGCUCGACUGAGGAAUUUAAUGGGCGUACACUUCUGGAGUCUCCAUUCAUGGUUAGCGAAAAUGAGCAAAAUAGAGAAAUUCGUGAAAACGCUCUUAAAAUAAUAAGAGCGAGAUAUAAGGAUUAUGAUGGAGAUUUCAGUUACGCUAUCAGAAGUUCUCGGCGAUGUUUUAGCAUAAGCCCAAUUCAAGAACUUAGUGCUAAAGAGGUCUUGACUCUAAAAACAAAGUCAACUGGCAUUUUGUACAUAAUGCUAAGCAAAAAUGCAGAGCCYCCAGUACAAGAUGAAGACUGCCAUGAAGAAAUUGAACAUGAAGCCAUAAUACAAGAACCGGAGAUACUUCACUCAACCCCUGUACGCUCCGAAGGUGGUCGAACGUUUAGAAGAAAUCUUCGCAAAAGGCUAGCAGCAAGUACUGCACACGCUAGCGAAUCAAGUGAUUCCGAAGAAAUAUCCGAUGGUGAAGAAAGCGAAAAAACUGAUUUGCCAGAGUYAUUGGAUUUUACAACCCAGAUGGCAAAUCUUGUGGUUUGA